AUGACUUUGGUGGCGGCAAGUACCGGGAGCAUGUCUCUUGUUGGAUGAUUGGAUCAGCUGACCACAACGAUGCUGAACAUUGGCAAUCAUUUUAUACACGCCCCGCUUGGCAGUCUGGUAUCAUGGACAUCACUACGAGAUUUGACAUCAUAGAGCAUUGGCUUGAUGCUUGCACUGCCGAAAAGCAUGACAAGCACAGGAUGUGUUCUGAGAUCCUGAUCCCAGGUUACCCUAGUCGACUACUCGAUGUGGCAGAGUCUGAAAGUUCUGGAUACAUACGUUUAGUGGAGACCAAAGACUGGCCUGAUCCGCGACCGGAAUACACAACUUUGAGUCAUUGCUGGGGAUCGUUGACUGGCCCACGCCCACUUGAAACGACUUCAGAGAAUAUACACAGACAUGAAGCACGAAUUAUGAUGAAGGACCUUCCACAAACAUUUCGAGACGCUGUUGACAUUACUCGACGGAUUCGAAAAAACUUCCUUUGGAUUGAUAGCUUAGCCAUCGUUCAGGAUGACAAGCAGAAUUGGGAAUUUGAAGCCUCUCACAUGGCUGCAAUCUACCAAAACUCUUUCCUAACAAUCGCCGCGACAGCGGCUGAACACUGUGAGGUUGGCUGCAGUCUAGAGCCCUGGAGAAUAAACAUCACCGAGGGGAAAGUUCGGAACAUCUCUCGCAUACGCGACGACAUGCCUGAGACUUUUGAAUUCCAGGCAAGACUCAAGCGUGCCAGUAUAUCUUGGACAGGUCGGCAUACAUUUCCUCUUCAUACUCGCGGAUGGGUUCUACAAGAGGCAUACCUUUCGCGACGAAUCCUCCACAUGACACCUCAACGCAUGCUUUGGCAUUGCCGGCAACAUUUUGACCAUGAAGACGCAGUCAUCUUUGACCUGGGAUAUUUUAAGACGAAGGUCGAUCCACAAAAGCUCGGGUUCUCAUGGGAAGAAUUCCAGUCAGACAACCAGUGGGGGUUCUACAGCAAGCAAUGGUGGCGAAUGGUCAACAACUACUCGAAACUGAACUUCACAUACAUUUCUGACAGAUUGCCUGCAAUGGCUGGCAUCAUCCAGUUUCUGGCAACGAAGACUGGUGAUACGCCUUUACUUGGACUUUGGGAAAGUAGAGUGGUUCAGCUUUACCGCGACUUGGCCUGGACUUGCAAGCAACCACAAGCCUCUCGGAUUCCAGGAAUACCUACGUGGACCUGGCUGUCAUCGCUCAGCGAAAUUAAUGCGGCUGUGGGCACAGACAUUCCUCUCUGGGACGAGGUAAGGCUGGAAAGCUGUAACAUAGACUGGGAAGGCCGGCCCUACGUCUCAAAGCUCAAAAGAGGCACACUCAAGCUAAAGGGCCAGAUCUUCGAGACUACCGUCACUGCGAACCCGGACUUCAACACCGCCAUCCAGAACAACUUCCGCACAACUAUCCUACAACCGUCUCCUGAAGACCUGCUACACAUGUCCGUAGAAUGCAAAGCAGCAGUACAAAACUCGUACGUCGACUUCCACAGUGACACCCUCGAGAACAGCUCUGCAAACACAGAUGCCAAAAUCACCUAUCUAUUGCUGUGGUACACGGAACACCAUUGGUCUGACAGAAUUGAGCACAUUGUCUUCCUCGCUCUCCGCAAAGAACACGCCACUCAGGGCGGCAUUCCUGCAAUUUGA
Molecule: messenger RNA, 1667 nt
Organism: Macroventuria anomochaeta
Lineage: Eukaryota; Fungi; Ascomycota; Dothideomycetes; Pleosporales; Didymellaceae
Product: HET-domain-containing protein
Exons: 3
Coding region: 45-1667 (540 amino acids)
Source: RefSeq, a predicted model, not a curated record